GUACUUUCCUGCAUGUGCUGUGUUGUUUACCCUCUCUGCAGCCACCACAACUGGAAAAGGGCUGGGCUGAGUGCUCUUUCCUUUUCUGAGUCUGGGUGGGAAGACAUGUUGGUGUCAGUGGUUGACUCCAUCUUACCAAUACUUGUGAACCAUUACUCGACUGGGAUAGACCAAGUUAAAUAUAAACUGCAGAGGUCCAGUCCAGACUUGAACAGAGCUGCAUAUGAUGUUCUUAUUCUUAGAUAAUGAAGGCUGCCUUGUCAAAUGUUCAUACUGUUGUUUGCAGCACAGCAUUUGUCACUUCAAACAUCAAGAGAAUAGGACAAAACAAAGCUGAACUUCAGCCCCAAGACACACGUUCAGGUGAAGCCAUUUUGAUUUUUACGGUUCCAGCGAGUGAAUGCCAGAGACUUGGGCAUGCUAGCGAGGAGGACAUGUACCGUGCUGCAGAUGAAAUAGAAAAGGAGAAAGAAUUGCUAAUACAUGAAAGAGGGAUAUCAGAACCCAGGUUAAGUGUGGCUCCUGAAAUGGAUAUCAUGGACUACUGCAAAAAAGAAUGGAGAGGAAAUACUCAGAAAGCCACAUGUAUGAAAAAGGGCUAUGAGGAAGUUUCUCAGAAAUUCACUUCCAUAAGGCGAGUCCGUGGUGAUAACUACUGUGCACUGAGGGCCACACUGUUCCAGGCCAUGAGCCAGCUGGCCGAGCUGCCCCCCUGGCUGCAGGACCUGGAGCUUAUACUGUUACCAGAAAAGCUGAUAAACAAGUAUACCUGGAUCAAGCAGUGGAAACUUGGACUGAAAUUCGAUGGGAAGAGUGAAGACCUGGUUGAAAAAAUUAAGGACUCCCUUGCCCUGCUAAGGAAGAAGUGGGUAAGCCUGGCUGCAAUGAAAACUGCGGAAGCGAGGCAGACAGCCUGUGAUGAAUUGUUCACAAACGAAGAGGAGGAGUACAGUCUCUAUGAAGCUGUGAAGUUCCUAAUGUUAAACAGAGCCAUCGAACUGUAUGAUGACAAGGAGCAGGGAAAGGAAGUUCCGUUUUUCUCUGUGCUCUUGUUUGCCCGAGACACAUCAAAUGACCCUGAACAGCUCCUGAGGAACCACCUAAACCAGGUGGGACACACGGGUGGCCUUGAACAGGUUGAAAUGUUCCUUCUUGCCUAUGCUGUUCGCCACACCAUCCAGGUGUACCGGCUGUCCAAGUAUAACACUGAGGAAUUCAUCACAGUCUAUCCCACUGAUCCCCCCAAGGACUGGCCAAUGGUGACCCUCAUAGCUGAGGAUGAUCGGCACUAUAACAUCCCUGUCAGAGUCUGUGAGGAGACAAGCCUGUGAGGGACACACAUGUGAACUGCCAAGAGAUGCACAUGUGCAGCUCCUCCUCCGGGGGGGGCCUCAGUGUGCAGGUCUCCAAGGACAAUCUGGGAGAACUCUCGGGUCCCUGGAGCCAACUUUGGACUGUUCUGUCCUGAAGACUAGCUGUUGAUAAUGAGAAUUAAUUAGCCAAGCCUUCACUCAUUGUUCUGUUACACAGUGUGUUUCACUGGGGGCUUCAGCACGUGCCUUUGGAAGGUGCAAACUCUGUCUCCAUAAGGCAGGUGCUUUUGGGUCAGAGGAAACUGUUUGGAAAGGAAUCUGUCCAAUGAACGUUCUGAUGGUAAACUGGUUUUUACUUCUCUUUUUAAAACAGUAGUUUUGUUUUUGAUUUUUAUUCCUUUUUUGGGGGAAUGGUGGCGAUGGUUCUCAUUAGUGGUCUUCCUAUGAGAUAUGCUUAAAUGGCAGUAUCCUGGGAUGAGUAGUUACAGUCUCUUUUGAUAGCCUCAUCUGCUUUUGGAGGGAUGAACAAUAUGCCAAUUAAUAUAUUUUAAGUAGAUUGUCUCUUAGAAGACUAAGAUCGAGGUCCCAGAGUACUUGCUUUGAAGGCUGGAAGAGGUUCAGGAGAGAGUGGGGAGGAGUCUAAGCUUUGGCUGCCGAGGCUCUGUGCCCUGGCACAGGGAGGUGCUCUAGUGUUGGGUUGGGGUUUUCAGUGAUUCCAGUGUUUCUAGUGGUGGGAAUCAAAACUCGUCACUUAAGUUCAGAGGUGGGUACCCCUUUUCAUGCUGUCGACGGGGCCAUGUACUGUCAAGCCCAGGUAACUCAUCCGGUGACAGGAUGUGACAGGAUGUCUGAUGAGCAAGUCAGAGCAGAAGUGUGUGCUAAACAGUCCAAAGUGUGAUGGAGCUGCUUGGCAGCUAAGAGGCAGCCAGGUGGCUAGGAUAGGUUUGUCUGCAUGGCAUACGCCAUGUUCCCGACUUGGGCAGGGCUGACUGGGGAGCUGUCCUGAGCAUGAGUUGUCUUGGGGCCUUUAUUUCCCUCAGGGGACAUAGCCUGUGGCCUUUGUUCAUGGGACCAGACACAUCUUUCUUUAGGAUUCCGUCUGUAGCACCUGACUCAGUUCAACAUUUGUUGGUGGUGUUAUCGUAAUGUGUUGAACUUAUUUUAUGAUAGUUAAAAUUCUUAAUUUGACUCCAUUUCAUAGAGUCGAUGAGCAACUUGUUUUGAGAGAAAAGACAACCCUUUAAAAUAUAAAUUUUUGUUUCAAUAAAAAUUGAGUCUUACGUAUAAAAACUCAGGAUAUAAAAGCAA
This is a messenger RNA of Mastomys coucha (southern multimammate mouse), 2621 nucleotides long. It is a transcript of the gene Otulin, whose product is annotated as OTU deubiquitinase with linear linkage specificity. The coding region runs from base 246 to 1331 and encodes 361 amino acids. The transcript is spliced from 8 exons. Gene Ontology annotation, molecular function: cysteine-type deubiquitinase activity. Gene Ontology annotation, biological process: protein linear deubiquitination. The record is from RefSeq and is a predicted model, not a curated record. NCBI's taxonomy places the organism in Eukaryota, Metazoa, Chordata, Mammalia, Rodentia, Muridae.